Aspergillus pseudotamarii is the source of this 681-nucleotide messenger RNA. RefSeq lists its product as uncharacterized. The transcript has a single exon. The record is from RefSeq and is a predicted model, not a curated record. NCBI's taxonomy places the organism in Eukaryota, Fungi, Ascomycota, Eurotiomycetes, Eurotiales, Aspergillaceae. Bases 59 to 277 code for a protein of 72 amino acids.
CCAAGGGAUCUUUCAAAUGAGGUGAUAUGCGUUUUAGUGAAGAACAGCUAUCACUGUGAUGUACUACUCAUUCACCCUGUCAGCUCUAUCUAUCUCAUGUAUCGUUUCCGCGCGGUAUACCGUAUAUACUAAGCAUGUGUACAAGAUGACUGCCGUCUCGUCCUUGUCAGCUGCCACAUAUGCGCACAAGCUUAACAAUGCCAAUUCUUCAUUAAUACUUGAAUUACAAGCCUCAUCUAAGGAUUUGAAGCUGCUGAAGCGUGAAGUAUCUUACUAGAAGUACUCCAGUGGAGCAUGCCCUGACCUCUCUGCAAGCAUUCCAUGCAUCCGCCUAUCAUUCGGCGCCGGAGAUAAAUAAGUCGCCGGAUUCCACUCAUUUUGCGUGAUCAUCACAACCCUUUUAAAGAUGACUUCCGACCGACUCUUAAUGAACGUUGAGGUAAAUCCUUGAUCUAACAGAUGAAGGGGAUACAUAGCAAUAAUUAUCGCCAUGGCUCGCCCGACCAUGAAUAAAAUCGCAACAAUCAUCUGGGGAAGAGAGCCGAAGGAUCGAGCCCUACUCGCGAAGCUAGAUCUCACGCUGCUCCCAUACUUUUCCCUCAUCUGGUUUCUGUUCGGUGUAACGCGAGCCAGUUACUCGUCGGCAUAUAUCAGUGGCAUGCGCGAGGCCUUAAACUUCCA